GACGCGCAGUAGCUCGCGACCUCGCGUCCGACAGAAAGUGAUUGUUGUUGACGCGGUUGACGCCGUUCCGCGGUCACGUUAGUCACGUACGCUCACGUACGGUAUUUUGCGUCGUUCGACGUGCGAGUCGCGUGCGUGUCCGGAAACUUUGGGAUGGUAAUCGGUGCCGCGACGAACAUCCGAAUUACCGUCGUUGUCGCGAUUCCGUCGCGCGGUUGACAUGUCGAGGUCGGUGACACGUGCCGUCCACCGAAUUGUUGCGCAUCGUCGAUCGAGCGGGCAAUAACCCAAAAGAAAUGCGUGAGACGGUAAACAACGGCUUCCUCGCCGCCGCGGUCGUCCUGUGUUCCUUGACUGGAUACGUCUGGGCCUCGCAUUGUUAUCCAGACUACUGUCUGUUGCAGAAUCUGACUUACUUGGGACCAUCACCGGAUUCCCAAUGUGUACUAACAGCAGUACAAAGGGGAGAAGGUUGCGCAAAGCUAAGAUUUGUGGAUGCCGGAAAGCCAUCAUCCAUGCGGAAUGACGCUGCAAUUUUCACGUUGUACGCGUAUGUGAAAAACUUCGAUAAAGAAAAGGCGACUGCGUUCAAUUUAUCAGUCUCGGAUAUUAAUUUUCACAGAUUAAUCACGCGUUAUCAAAACAUCGACGACGACGACGAGAACGCGUGCAGGCACAUCGAGCUGUACGGGAACGCCAGCCAUCCCGCUCCCAAAGACUUGUACGUGUCGUGCCCCUUCUCCGGUGCUGCGUACGAAGGAUCCUCGUAUCGCUUGGAGUAUCUCGCGAUCGGAAAACAUUACGCGUACAGCAGAAAAUACGUAUUCCACGUGCCGCAGCACGAAUUUAUUAACGAUGAUGUCCAGGUCAAAACGUUCACGCCUUUCGUAUACAUUGACGUGUCGGAUCCGUCGGAUCCGGCGUUGUACAUACAACCGCUCCCGUCGAAGUACAACGUGACGCAGUACAAGGCGUGGCUGAUUAACAACGACACGAAGUCGACGAUCGUUACCGUGAUCGUGUCCGCGAGCAAGGACCACGAGCACGUGCGACACAACUUCUCGGCACCGGACGGCAUCUAUUACGUCAAAGUCACUGCCCUGCAUCCCGAGUGCGGCGAGCAUGGAUGCGCGAACAGCACGUCGCCCUGUAUAUACAUAAAACACGCGUCUCAUCGACUGCUGAUUAUGAUAAUCAGCUUAAUAUGGAUACCACCUACAAUAUUGUACGCGCUGUACCACGCGUUCAAGCUGUACAAAAAAAGCGUUUUGAAGAGAAUGGCGAUAAAGCCGAACUGCUUACUGGUGUACUCACCGACGCAUCCGUCGCACGUGAACGUAAUGGCGGAGUUAGCAAAGUACUUACGAUACUGUAAUAUCAAUGCCAUGAUCGACAUGUUCGACAUCGCACAAACCGUCAGCAAAGACCCGGGACUCUGGUGCAACACCGCGUUUCAGACCGCGGACGUUGUCCUGGUCGUGACGUCUCCGCCGUCGACGUCCGCGAAAAUCGACGCGACGAUCAUUUAUCGAAACGUAGACAACCACCUGUUGCGACUGUUGAAGGAGAACUAUCCGCGGAGAAACAAGAGGUAUUACGCGAUACACCUGCCGUACUGCAAGUCGGAGCAUUUGCCGGAGGAGGCGCGGCUCUUCAGGAAGUUUUGCAUACCCAAGGACCUGACGAAGCUCGUGAAGACGAUCCACGGUAUCGUCUGUCUGCGAUUCUUCCCGUCGACAGACCAGGAGCUGCUGGAAAGCAUCAAAUUCGCCACGGCAAAGAUAUCCGAGGACGAGACCGCGAACGUGACGAAAAACACCGAGGAGACCGACGAUUUAUUGCCACCGAUCGUCGGCGUUGUACGAGAGACUGCAAAUUGCGAUGUCAAUCGACCUCCUAUCGAAGUCCGAAGGCCUGACACAUCGGAUAGCGGUAUUAUACCUCAAUCUUUCAUGACGCGUAUCGACGAACUGAAUCUGCUUGGUGAGAUUGACGAAGAGAAAUCCUUUGUCACUAAUUCCGCGAGGAAUGAUUGCGAGUUUCGCAUAGAUAAGUUGAACUUGUGAUUUUUAUCUUUUUUUUUAUAUGUGUAGUAUGUAUAGUUCGUAAGAGAUUAUUUUCUUAUCAUUUUCUUAUCGAUUGAUUUUAUAUGUAAUAGUUAAUUAGAAUAAAUAAUUUUCCAUAAAUUUCA
Temnothorax curvispinosus is the source of this 2191-nucleotide messenger RNA. RefSeq lists its product as uncharacterized. The coding region runs from base 297 to 2066 and encodes 589 amino acids. The record is from RefSeq and is a predicted model, not a curated record. Gene Ontology annotation, molecular function: interleukin-17 receptor activity. Lineage: Eukaryota; Metazoa; Arthropoda; Insecta; Hymenoptera; Formicidae. The transcript has 9 exons.